Rhinichthys klamathensis goyatoka is the source of this 2470-nucleotide messenger RNA. RefSeq names its product short stature homeobox 2 (gene shox2). The record is from RefSeq and is a predicted model, not a curated record. Lineage: Eukaryota; Metazoa; Chordata; Actinopteri; Cypriniformes; Leuciscidae. The transcript is spliced from 6 exons. Gene Ontology annotation, molecular function: DNA-binding transcription factor activity, RNA polymerase II-specific; sequence-specific double-stranded DNA binding. Gene Ontology annotation, biological process: regulation of transcription by RNA polymerase II. Gene Ontology annotation, cellular component: nucleus. The coding region runs from base 561 to 1460 and encodes 299 amino acids.
CCAGGAAAGCGCAAGAUAAGCGUAAUAUAGACUGUAUAAAACCAUGUAUAAAACAAGCUCAGAUCAAAGAGUUGCGGAAUAAGAUGUCCACGGUGUGCCCUUUACAGUAGUUUCAGACCAUCAUCAUCAUCAUCAUCAUCAUCACGCCUGGUGUUUCCAAACUCUAGCCAGUCCAGCUUAAUGACAUUAAUUUGCUCCUCUUGUCAAUCUUAGCCAAUAGCAAGCACGGACGGGUGAUGUGGAUCUGAAGGACAGAUAAGGCCCCCCCCCCCUCUCUGUGGGAAGGAAGGGGCUCGUGGAGAGGGAAGGUAACGCGCGCGGAUCAAGGGGCAGAGACGCUUCGCUAAGUAUAAAUAGUGUGACUUCAAUAGUGAAUCGGCAGCAAGUCUGUACAGUCCGCAACAAGAGGAAUUGUGAAAGAUCUCCUCGCAUCAUCUCGCAUUCAGGCCGAUAGAGAGAGAGAGAAAGAGAGAGAGCACUGUUGAUGUCUUAUAUGGUAGACUGCUGAGGAUCUAAAGGGAAGAGUGUGUUUUUUCUUCUUCUUCUUCUUGGGUGCAGUGAUGGAAGAACUUACCGCGUUUGUCUCCAAGUCGUUUGAUCAGAAAGUGAAGGAAAAGAAGGAAGUGAUCACGUACCGGGAGGUGCUGGAGACCGGGUCGGGGAGGAACAGGGAGAGCCUGUCGGUGGAGCCGGGGCGCGAGGAGGGGAACAGUAUCACGCGGAGCUCCGUGCGCUCGUCGCCGGCCAGAGACUCGGACAUGCUCGCGUCCGAGAGGAGCAGAGACUCGAGCAGUCCCAAACUUACAGACGGGAACACAGAUAUGAAAGAACGCAAAGAGGAUUGUAAGCCGCUGGAGGAUGAGACACAGACUAAAAUCAAGCAGAGAAGGAGUCGGACUAACUUUACCCUUGAGCAGCUGAAUGAGCUGGAGAGACUGUUCGACGAAACACACUAUCCGGACGCGUUCAUGAGAGAGGAGCUGAGCCAGAGACUCGGGCUGUCGGAGGCCAGGGUGCAGGUUUGGUUUCAGAACCGACGGGCCAAAUGCAGAAAGCAGGAAAACCAGUUACAUAAAGGGGUUCUCAUCGGAGCGGCGAGUCAGUUUGAAGCGUGUCGCGUCGCUCCAUAUGUCAACGUGGGAGCUCUGCGCAUGCCAUUCCAGCAGGAUAGUCAUCUCAACGUGCCGCCCUUCUCCUUUCAGGUGCAGGCUCAGCUGCAGCUGGACAGCGCCGUGGCCCACGCGCACCAUCACCUGCACUCGCACCUGGCGGCGCACGCGCCAUACAUGAUGUUUCCCGCGCCGCCGUUCGGGCUGCCGCUCGCCACGCUCGCGGCGGAAUCCGCGUCAGCAGCUUCAGUGGUCGCGGCGGCAGCGGCCGCGAAAACCACCAACAAAAACUCGAGCAUCGCGGAUCUGAGACUGAAGGCGAAAAAACACGCCGCGGCGCUGGGACUGUGACGUCACAAACAAAGCGUCGCGCGCAACGGUGGCUUGUUGAAGUGAACAACAGAAAAACACUUUAUUUAUGUUUUCUUGUGAAGGAGGACACGCGAGGGGAAAAAAGGAUAGGCUAUUUAUAAGAACACAAACUGUGAAGUGGACAACUUUACGUGGAUCUUUUCACGGAUGGAAGGAUGGAACAACUACAAAAUGUCGAACUUUUACUGAACUUUUGCAGAAGAAGCUGAAUCUGAAUAUAAUGAUAUAAAGCAGCUGGGACGAUUGUUCGGCUGUUUGUGUGACAACGCCAACAUUUCUGCUUUAAUUCUACGUUAUUAGAAAAUAAUGAAAAUAAAGAGGCUGGCCUCGUUUUAUUUGAAACAAAGUUUCUCUGUGGAUAUUUGUGAAAUAUUACAGAAAUCACUUUUGUUGCCAAACAUGAAAACUCCAGUGUGGAACAUGCGUUUCUGUCCUCACGGAUAAUAACACACGAUUUAAGUUCAAGUUUUUGCUCUUUGGUUUCUGAAGCAAAAUAAAUGAACAUUAAAUGAAAUGACGAUCAUUCCUUCACUUAUUAAUAAUUACUGAGUGUAUUGUGAAUAUAAUAAUCAACUAUCAGGUAAUUAUUCAAUGGAGAGUUUCAAUUGCAUUGAUGCCCAAUUCAUAUGAACACACAUCAGGCUUUUAUUCUCGGUGUAUAAAUCAAAUUCAGGUAAUAGACUAAUAUUGAUAUGGUACGGGCACAUGUAAAAUACCUAUGUUAAUACCAACAAAAAUGAUUUUGGUUGUUUUAUGCUUCAUCAAGGCAUUGUGGGAGCACUCUGGAUUUUUCAUUGCUGUUUUUUUCCCUUCAUCUCUUUCUCAGUGUGUAAAACCAUGUGAAUCUAAAUGUAUGUUUUAUAAGGGUUAUAAAAGCAUCGACUGCGGGCACUCAUUUUUAUGAUAUCUCUGAUUUGAUCAUGACUGUGAAACGUGAGCUCACCUAAACACCGUGUUUUCGAUUCAUAAAAUAAAUGUCAAAAACUGUA